AUGGAAGUUAUCAAGUCUUUUGAAAUCAGCAGCAUUGGUAGCAAUGUGAUGACAUCAAAUGCGAAUAAUGCGUCAGUAGGGGCAUUCGACGACUUGGCGCUCCCGUCUGGCUUCGGAGAGGUUGAGCAGCAAAUAUCUACACUGAAUUCUGUAAAUCAAGUACCUGUGUUGGGUGCCUCUUCGAUACACAACUCAGCACCUAUGAUAAAUGGAACAAGUAACCAUAGCUCCGGUUUUAAUAAUCUUUCUGGUUACAAUGGAAGUUCUAUGCUAAGUUCAGUCGGGAUGACAAAUCCUUACUCAAUGUUUGCCAACAUUUUUACACGUGAAGAAGGCUACUCGCGAAAAGUAUUUGUUGGAGGACUCCCACCUGAUAUAGAUGAAGAGGAGAUAACUACUGCUUUCCGCCGAUUUGGACCUUUAAUCGUUGACUGGCCUCAUAAGACUGAAAGUAAAGCAUAUUUUCCACCAAAAGGAUACUGUUUCCUGUUGUUUCAAGAUGAAAGAUCUGUUCAAAGUCUUAUUAGUGCUUGUAUUGUGGAUGAAGGAAAAUUUUAUUGGUGUGUAUCCUCGCCGACUAUGAAAGAUAAACCUGUUCAAAUCCGACCAUGGAAUUUAGCAGACUCUGAUUUUGUGAUGGAUGGUUCACAGCCAUUGGAUCCGCGUAAGACAAUAUUUGUCGGAGGUGUUCCACGCCCUCUUAGAGCUAUUGAACUUGCCUUAAUCAUGGAUCGUUUAUACGGUGGUGUCUGUUAUGCUGGUAUAGACACUGAUCCAGAAUUGAAAUAUCCUAAAGGUGCUGGUCGUGUGGCAUUCUCAAAUCAACAAAGUUAUAUUGCUGCAAUCAGUGCACGAUUUGUUCAAUUACAGCAUAAUGAAAUUGAUAAACGCGUUGAAGUUAAACCAUAUGUUUUGGAUAAUCAAAUGUGUGAUGAAUGCCAGGGUACUCGUUGUGGCGGCAAAUUUGCUCCAUUCUUUUGUGCCAAUGUAACUUGCCUUCAAUACUAUUGUGAACAAUGCUGGGUACAAAUACACAGUCGUUAUGGUCGUGAAUAUCACAAACCUCUAGUCAAAGAAGGCGCUGAGCGUCCUCGUCCUGCACUUUAUCGAUGGUAG
Molecule: messenger RNA, 1116 nt
Organism: Trichobilharzia regenti
Lineage: Eukaryota; Metazoa; Platyhelminthes; Trematoda; Strigeidida; Schistosomatidae
Source: the annotation of a GenBank genome assembly